Messenger RNA from Glycine soja, 1416 nucleotides. RefSeq lists its product as uncharacterized. Bases 274 to 1362 code for a protein of 362 amino acids. The record is from RefSeq and is a predicted model, not a curated record. NCBI's taxonomy places the organism in Eukaryota, Viridiplantae, Streptophyta, Magnoliopsida, Fabales, Fabaceae. The transcript is spliced from 4 exons.
UAUAAAAGCUAUGAUGAAAUUGAUGAAGAGAAAAGGUGGUGGAAGAUACCUUUUGUUUUAGACUUUCUAAAGAUAAAGGGUUUUGAUUCUGCAUUCAGAAAGGUUAUUGGUUCUGAUACAGUACAGGCUGGCCAAUUUGUUGAAUAUGCAUUUGGGCAGUUAAAGUCUUUUAACAAUUCAUAUCUUCUGAAGGGCCAGCAGUCUGAUAUUAAUAACGAUAAGUAUGACACUGAAGGUUCACGGGAACUGAGUGAAUCUGUUUCUAUCUUCAAUAUGCCUUCUAACGAAGCUGGUAGUCAAGAAGCCUCCAGAGAAGAUUGCAUUGAACAGAGGAACUCAAAUGAAUUUCACAAACAGGAUAAUGAUACUGAAAAUGGACAUGCUUCUGAAUCAUCAUCAAAUCAAUUUUUUUGGAGGAAUUUUGCUAAUGUUGUUAAUUCUAGUAUUCCUCAAAAGCUAGGUCUAUCUGUUCCUGAGAAAUUUAAGUGGGAUGGAUUGGAGUUUUUAAACAAGAUUGGUUCACAAUCACAAAAUAUUGCAGAAAGCAUUUAUGUUCAAUCUGGUCUUGCAAUUCCCGGAGGCACAGAUGAUACAAAUGAUAAAACAAGCAGCCAACCUGCUAUUGCUGCAUUUCAGUCUUCAGUUCCAGAGGUCAAAAAAGCAACACAGAAUUUGAUGAGGCAGACUGAGUCAAUUUUAGGAGGUUUAAUGCUUUUGACUGCAACAGUUUCCAAAAUAAAAGAUGAAGGGCUUUGUUCAGAAGAGAGGAUAAUCAAAGAAGAUUCUGCCAAAGCUAGAGGCAAUGAUAUACAAUAUUCUACUAGUCAGAUGUUUCCUAGCUCACAGAAUGGAUUAGUGUUGGAUGAUAAAAAAACUGAGGAGAUGAAAGAACUUUUUUCUACUGCUGAAAGUGCCAUGGAGGCUUGGGCAAUGUUGGCCACUUCACUGGGACAACCUAGUUUCAUUAAGUCUGAAUUUGAAAAAUUAUGUUUCUUAGAUAAUGCUUCCACAGACACACAGGUUGCAAUUUGGCGUGGUUCUGCACGAAGGUUAGUGGUUGCUUUUAGGGGAACAGAACAGACUCAAUGGAAGGACUUAAGAACUGAUCUAAUGCUUGUGCCAGCCGGGCUAAAUCCUGAAAGGAUAGGCGGAUUAUUGCAGGUUCACAGUGGUUUUCUAAGUGCGUAUGAUUCAGUAAGGACCAGGAUCAUUUCUCUAAUUCGACUUGCAAUAGGUUAUGUGUAUGUUGUACUUGUAAAGAAAUUUUAUUACAUCGAGCUCACUGCCUUUAAAACCAUGCUGCUGUAUUUCUUAAUAUAUUUUGAAAAUCCCUUUGUUUCCAACUUGAAGCUUUUAAAGUGAGUCAUUAAGUGUUUUUAUGAAUUAUGUGACAUAAAUGAAUUACAUAUUGUCCUG